GCGCUGCUGUCGCUUCCUGUCCGUGCCCAGGUCACCGCUGGCCGUGGUUCCCAGGCUUUGGCCUCCGUUGGGCGAGGAUCCCGGGGCCUGCGGGGCUGGACGCUGUCCGGCUCAGAGCCGGCUCCUCGGGGACGCGGCCUUGGGAGGCGCAGCGGCGGGGACCCCGGGGAGGAGGCUCCGGAGGAGCAGCCCGGUCCCGGAGCCUCGGGGCAGAUCAGCGAGUCCCGCCGGGGUCCACUGUUAACAAUCUCUACAGUUUCCCAGGAGCAGCAGAAAAAUGCGAGAAUUCCAGGAGCCAGUGUCGUUCAGGGACGUGGCCGUGGACUUCACCCAGGAGGAGUGGCAGCAGCUGGACCCCGCGGAGAAGACAACCUACCGGGACGUGAUGCUGGAGAACUACAGCCACCUGGUGUCCGUGGGGUACGACAGCGCCAAGCCCAAUGUGAUCGUCAGGUUGGAGCAGGGAGAAGAGCCAUGGGUGGCCGAAGGUGACUUUCCAUGCCAGAGCUGUCCAGAGGAAAUCUGGAAAGCUGAUGAUGUGUUUGACAGAAUCCAAGGAAGUGAAGAUGAACAUUCAAGGCAAGCUGUUUAUAUCAGUAGCAGAACCGUGAUUGAAGAGAGAGAGAAUGCAUUUGAUAAAACUUGUAAUGCAGAAGCAAGCCUUGUUCCUUCAAGCAUCUCUCACAGUUGUGUCUCAUGUGGAAAAAAUUUAGAAUCUAGUUCGGAAUUAAUCAUUAGUGAUGGAAGCUAUGCAAAAAAGAAACCUGACGAGUGUCGUGAAUGUGGGAAAACAUACCCUGGAGAGAGACCCUAUGAAUUUAAUCAAAGUGGGGAAGGCUUUACUCAAAACGAAGAAAGUGUUCUUCGGAAAAUUAGUAUUUUAGAGAAACCCUUUGAAUACAAUGAAUGCAUGGAAGCCUUAGACAAUGAAGCCGUUUUCAUUACUCGCAGGAGAGCUUAUGUGGGGGAGAAGCCCUAUGAGUGGAAUGAUUCAGGAUCAGACUUCCUCCAGAUGUCAAAUUUUAAUGUGUACCAGAGAUCACAGAUGGAAUUGAAGCCCUUUGAAUGCAGUGCCUGUGGGAAAUCCUUCUGUAAAAAGUCCAAGUUCAUUAUCCACCAGAGGGCUCACACAGGAGAGAAACCCUAUGAAUGUAAUGUGUGUGGGAAGUCCUUCAGCCAGAAGGGGACCCUCACUGUCCACCGGAGAUCACACUUAGAGGAGAAGCCCUAUAAAUGUAAUGAGUGUGGGAAAACCUUCUGUCAGAAGUUGCAUCUCACUCAGCAUUUGAGAACUCAUUCAGGAGAGAAACCUUAUGAAUGUAAUGAAUGUGGGAAAACCUUCUGCCAGAAGACACACCUCACCCUGCACCAGAGGAACCAUUCAGGGGAACGACCGUAUCCGUGCAGCGAAUGUGGGAAAUCCUUCUCCCGCAAGUCAGCCCUCAGUGACCAUCAGAGAACACACACGGGAGAGAAACUUUAUAAAUGCGAUGAAUGUGGGAAGUCCUACUACCGGAAAUCUACCCUUAUUACACAUCAGAGAACACACACAGGCGAGAAGCCCUAUCAAUGUAGUGAGUGUGGAAAGUUCUUUUCUCGGGUGUCAUACCUCACUAUACAUUAUAGAAGCCAUUUGGAAGAGAAACCCUAUGAAUGUAAUGAGUGUGGCAAAACCUUCAACUUAAAUUCAGCCUUUAUUAGACAUCGCAAAGUACACACAGAUGAGAAGUCCCAUGAGUGCAGUGAGUGUGGGAAGUCCUCUCAGCUCUAUCUUACUGACCAUCAUACAACUCCUUUAGGGGAGAAACCCUAUGAAUGUAAUGAGUGUGGGAAAACCUUCCUUGAAAAUUCAGCCUUUGAUGGUCAUCAGUCACUCCCAAAAGGAGAAAAAUCCUAUGAAUGCAAUAUAUGUGGGAAAAUGUUCUCUGAUUUGUCGUACUACACCCUACACUAUCGAAGUCAUUCAGAAGAGAAGCCCUAUGGCUGUAACGAAUGUGGGAAGACCUUCUCCCAUAACUCAUCCCUCUUCAGGCAUCAGAGGGUCCACACGGGAGAGAAGCCCUAUGAGUGCUAUGAGUGUGGGAAGUUCUUCUCUCAGAAGUCAUACCUCACCAUACACCACAGAAUCCACUCGGGAGAGAAGCCCUACGAAUGUAGUAAAUGUGGGAAAGUCUUCUCCCGAAUGUCAAACCUCACUGUACACUAUAGAAGCCAUUCAGGAGAGAAGCCCUAUGAAUGUAAUGAGUGUGGAAAAGUCUUCUCUCAGAAGUCAUACCUCACUGUACAUUACAGAACUCAUUCAGGAGAGAAGCCCUAUGAAUGUAACGAAUGUGGGAAAAAGUUCCACCACAGAUCAGCCUUCAAUAGCCAUCAGAGAAUCCACAGGAGAGGAAAUAAGAAUGUACUGGAUGUGGGCAACCUCCUGUGAAGCCCAAUCUCAUUUUAGAAAACCCUCUGAAUAUGAUUUGGAGUGAAAUAUCAUGAUCUGAGAGCUCAUGCUUCUGAAUGGGGAAACACAUUUAGACAUUAGGUUCAUUUUAAUUUUCACAGAGAAGAAUCCCUAAGAAGGGAACAAGAAGCAAAGCCUUCAGCAAGACACUACAACUCAUUGGACAUUAGAUAAUUUAUACGGGAGUAAACUUUAUAAAUAUUUAAUAUUUAUUUUGGACUCAAAGUGUAUUUACAUAUCAGGGAAUCAUACCAAGGCAAAGUGUCGAAGUAAUAAAUGGGAAAUAUUUUGUCUUGGACAUGGUUAGACCAAAAGCCAUAUUUCUGGUGUAAAAUCACAUGUUUAUAAGAAAGAUGUCAGAAAUUAUCACCUCUGAAUAAACCUUUAUUGUAUAAAAUGAAGCUUCCAGGUCAGCAGGCCUGGAUAGCGAGGUGGGCAGCAUUAAUACCCAGAGGGGCGUUUCCGCCAUGUUUUACACAGGCAGUCUAGCAAUAAUUCUAUGCAAUUCUACACUGGGGUUUGAAUACGUGUGGAAAGGCAGUAGUCUUAUUUGUAAUGAAUGAGAUGGCAAAAUGUCAGUGCGAUGCUUGAGAGGUACAAAAUUAAAUGCAUAAUUUUCUAUUUUUUAGAGGCAUUUAUAAAGGGGUUUCCAAUGCCUCAUUAAUAGUGGUUUUUUGUAUUUUUCAACUACAUUUGAGCAAAAAAGAUUUUACAGCAGACUAUUUUCAUAAACUGUAGGUAGUUUGGAAUUAAGUCUGUUCCAGUGGUAAAGGACAGCCAUACUGUCGUCACUCGCGGAGCGCGCCCGGCUCUCAGGCCGCCUCGGUUUCACCCCGCGAGUGGUGGCGCAGCGCGCCGGUGUUGGGUAACUCAGAGGUUUUGUCUAUGCCUCUGUUUCAUAGGAACACAGGCCCAUUGUUUCGUGCACUACCCCUUAUUUCCAGUAUUUUGAAAGAAAUUAACACAAGUCUCACAGACACUUUAAUGAACUCGGUGUCUUUUCUCCCCUCUUUCCUUGGUGGAAGGCGUUGGUGCCUCUCAUUUCUUCAUGUGACUUAAAGGAUGAAGUCCCGAUUAGUCUGAACUGAUCCUGAUAAUUCCAUUCUGACUGCCAGUAACUCUUACAGUGGCUACCUGACCCCACCCUGGGCACACAGUGAUCCAAUGUGUCUUACCCCAGGGAUGGGGGGUGUUUAAAUCAUCAAAGAUGAGUAACCGUAGCACAUCACAUGAGGAAAGGUAACAGUAGCAGGAAACUGAUGUGGUAAAAUCGUCCCCAUUGGUGAUCUUAGCCAGCUGUGCGUAGACAGAUGCUUCUGUGGUCGCAUAAACAGUAUCUGGAACCACAGUCAGCAGCGCUCCUAGAGGUGAAAUGUUGAAAGUUUUCUCCCAAGGUCAAAAUAAUGAACAAGGAUGUCUACCAGGGCUCAUUUUAUUCAAUAUUAUGCAGGUGGACCUAGCUAGGAAAGUGAAGGAAGGAAGAAACAAUCAAAAGGCAUAAGGUUUAGAAUGAAGUAAAAGUUAUUUGCAGGUGACAUGAUUUUCUGCAUGGAAAAUUAUGACGACGAUACAGAUAAUUAGAAUUAGUAAAUUUAGUGAGGUCCCUGCAUACAAGAUCAUUAUGAAAAAAUUGUUUUGCUAUACCAGCAGUGAAUAUAGAAAAUGAAAAAUUUAGAAGCAGUACCCCUUAGAAUAGCAUCAAAAAUCGCCAAGAGCUUAGGGGAAAACUUAAGCAUAUUUUGAAAUUUAAAAAAACCCAACAAUUAUAAAACAAGGAAACAUAUUUAGUUUGUGGGUUCCAGCACUGUUCUUUAAAAGAUGUUAGUUUUCCUCAAGUUCAUAUAUUCAAUACAAUAUUAAAGUCCUAAUAAGUUAUUUAAUUGAAAUUUAGCUAAUUCCAAAAUCUGUGAAAAUUCAAAAGACUGAUCAUAGUCAAGGCUAUCUUCUAGAAUAGACAAAGGAAGAGGACACUUACAAAUAUCAAGGCCUGUUGUAAGGCCAUAGAAGUUACGGUGGUGGGACACAGGCACAGAGGUAAAUCAACCAGCGGGGCAGGCUGGGGGGUCCAGAAACACCCACACGUGACACCAUGCGGUGAGGAGGAAGAUGAUGCUGCAGUGCAGUUUGGGAAAACACAUUCUUUCCGAUAAAUGCUCUGUCCAUUAAAUUUCGUAAUAGAAAAAUUGAUGUGAAAUGCAGAUCUAAACAUGAAAUGUAAAAUAAUAAAGCUAUAAGGAGAAAACAGACUGUAAAAUUAUAGUAAACAAAAUUUUCUUAAGACUCAAAAAGCAUCAAAGUAUAAAAUGUGUUUGGAUAUAUUAGGUUUUAAAACUUAUAUUUAUCCAAAAAGACACCAUUAAGAAAGCAAAUAGACAAACCACAGAGGGGGAGCAGACUGGAGCGCAGCAGGGUGGGGGGCUGGCAGCGGGCCUUUGGGGCCUCGCCGGCCGGCCGGUCUCCACCCUGGCCACUCGACCUCGCUGCAGUGCAGCAAAAGCCCUGUACACCGCAGAAACGAGCAGGGUGGCCGCGUCACAGUGAAACUCUUUGCAAACAGGCAGCAGUCUGGGUUGCCUGCUGGCUGUAGUUGCUGACCCUCUAAAAUGUAGAAAGAGCACCUACAAUUCAACAAAAUUAAAAAACGGUUCAAAGGCUUGGACAUUCACUAAUGAGGAUAAUCGUAUGGCCAAUAAACAUGAGAAGGUAUGUUAAUUUUAUUAUCAGGAAAAUGCACAUUUUAAAAGCGCCAUGUGGUACUGCUUCCCAGCCACCGAAAUGGUUAGAAUGAAAAGCAUAAAAAGCAUCACAUUUUGACAAGAAUGUAAGCCACGAGAAGUCUAUGCUGCGGCUGGUGUCGCAGAUAGAACCCUUCUGGAAAGCCAGCGGCUCUUCAGGCCCAACAUGCGUACCCUCAUAACUCAAACCCAGCAGCAGUGCUCAUAUGUGUCCACCAAAGGGAAUGUACUGGAAUAUCCGUGUAAAAUGCACAAACCAGAGUCCUCUGAAGGCACAUGUGCCGUAGGAUGAAUGAACGUAAAGUGAUGUGUUUCCACUCAAAAUACCAUAAAGCAAAGAGAAUGAACGGACAGUAACACCGCUCAACUCCACGUACAGGGACGAACAAAGGGCUCAGACACAAAGGCGAACACCGUGUGACUCCAUCUCUGUGCGGCUGGAGGACGCGCCGAAGCGGCCUAUGCAAUUAGAAGCCGGGAGAGCGGUCAGCCUGGCGAAGGGCGGAAACGGGGCCUUCGCAGGCCCUGGUAACAAGCGGUUUCGAAAUCCGGGUGCUGAACACUUGAGUGUCCUGUGCACUCAAGGUGUGUUUUUCCGCAUGUGUAUUAUACUUCCAUAAAAAGUUUUUUUCAAUCUCAAAUGUCUACCAUUCUUGUUGCUCAGCACUCCUGCCAUAUUUUUCUACAUGGUUAUGAAUAUGCUGCAGAAGAAGUUCAGUGGUAGAUUUUGCAUAAUUCUGUGCAGGAAAUACUCUGUAGUAGUUUUAAUGACAACUGCUGAGAUUUCCCACGCUGCGAUGGUAAAGCCUAAUUACUGUACUAUAUAUUUUAAGUAAAAUAUUUGAAAGGUGACGGGCCAUUACGUAUU
Molecule: messenger RNA, 6052 nt
Organism: Pteronotus mesoamericanus
Lineage: Eukaryota; Metazoa; Chordata; Mammalia; Chiroptera; Mormoopidae
Gene: RBAK
Product: RB associated KRAB zinc finger
Exons: 6
Coding region: 278-2428 (716 amino acids)
Biological process (GO): negative regulation of transcription by RNA polymerase II
Molecular function (GO): DNA-binding transcription repressor activity, RNA polymerase II-specific
Source: RefSeq, a predicted model, not a curated record